ACACCUCGCCGGCUUGUGAGUUAGUCAGCUGCUGAGCGUCGCCGGGGGGAGAGGCUAUUUUGUUACCUCUUUCACUUCCAUCAUUUCGCUGCCUGACUCACCCACACGACCUAUAUAACUCAUCCAACAUGAAGAUCUGGACAUCAGAACACAUAUUCAGCCACCCCUGGGAAACGGUGACUCAGGCUGUGUGGCGCAAGUACCCCAACCCCCACAACCCGGCGGUGGUGGGGACAGACGUGAUAGAGCGCCGUGUGGUGAAUGGUGUGCUGCACACUCACCGCCUCAUCAGCUCCAGAUGGGGCCUGCCAAACUGGGCAGAAACGAUCCUUGGAGCUGACCGAGUUUGCUAUGGGUAUGAACACUCUGAGGUGAACCCAGAGGAGAGAACAAUGACCAUGCGCACUAGAAAUCUGACCUUUGCAAACACGGUAAGCAUGGAUGAGCGGUUGGUUUACUCUCCAGACCCCAACAACAGCGAAAACACAGUAUUGCGGCAGGAAACCAUCAUCACCGUCAAGGGUGUCCCUCUCACUUCCUACAUGGAGAACUACCUCCUCAAUAGCAUCUCCAACAAUUCCUUCAAGGGUCGUGAUGCAAUGGAGUUUGUCAUCUCCAAGAUCAAUCGUGAGGUAGAGGAUCUGGUGUCCACUUACAAGCGCAGCACUUCUGAGAUCUUGGACCACACCAAGCGCUCCCUGGGAGAGAUCACUGAAUCAGCCCUCCGCUCUGUUGAUGACAUUUCCCUGGCUGCCAAGAAAUCUGUUGAUGGCCUCUCUGAUGCUGCCAAGAAGUCCAUUGAUGAUAUCUCUUGUGUAGCCAAGAAGGGCAUAGAUACUUUCACUCAACCAACUCCUGCAGGAUCCAUGCCCAGGAUAUGAUAGCAGACAAUAUGUAGGAUCUACUAUGACAGCUGUAGUGUUACUAGCUCAGACACCAAUGUACAAAACAGGAGGAACAGUAGAAGAGAAAGUCUUGACAAGAAGAUAGAGGAGAGAAGACAAAGAAAUUCCUAUGACACAUGAGAGGUCUGUUAAAUACCUCUCUGCUUUUUUAUUAUUGUUGUGUUGAAAUUGACACAAACUGUGGCUGAAAGCCUCCCUUUCCCUACAGUGUGUGCUGUUAUUCUUAUCCUAUUACUGCAUUCCUGGAGUGUAUUUUCAGCUGCAGUUUGUUAAGUAAGGAACCAGAAAUUAACUGCGCAAAGAAAACAUGUAUGUUGAAACUUCUCUAUGAAGGAAAAAGGAGUGUACAGUUUGACAGACACAGAAAAGUAGCAUUUCCAUUACAUUUCAUUCACUCACUUUUGAGGUUCACUGCAUCAGAUAUGAGUCUCUGCAGUGAAUGUUGAAUAAUACAAAUGUUCUUCAUGUUGAAGAUACGUGGAUCUGCUCAUAGAUUAUGCUGUAUUCUCAGUUCUUCAUCUUGGACCAGUGUGGGAAGGUACUAUGCUGCUAUGUCUAGCAGAUGUAUGAAUGUGGGAGGGGAGGGUUGGGAAUCCUGUAUGGCUCAUGUAUUAAUGGUGUGGGAAGCUUAGCACCAUGAGGAGGAUAACAGAGGAUUAUUGUACAGCCAGCCAGCUUGCUGCUUGCUGUGGGUUUUUUGCAUUAUGGUGUUUUCAUCCACCAUUGACUGCUGUCAGAGAAUAUGAAGAUCUAAUGGAUAAAGUUUGCAAUUGCAGAUAGAAUAGAUAAUCAGGUAUGCAUCAGUGAUCAGAUGUGCCAGAGAACAUUGCUCAUAGGUAUUGAUAUGCACUUGUAUUAAAAAAUGUGGAUUAGCUUUUCAUCAGGACAUAAUUAUCAGUUCAAUAUAAGCUGAUAUAGAGGGAUAUUACAUUGGUAGUGAUGCUUGAGACCUUUGUUAUCCACUGUACUCCUACAUGAUAGGUAGCUGUGGAUCUUAAAUGCAGCACUUUGCUGUAUGAAAAAUUGGUGUCUGAAGGAGUGUGAAGCCAUGUCAUUGAAAUGACCAUACUGGUGGAGUAUUCAGUUCACCACUUGUUAUUCCUUUUCUUUUCUUUUUGUAAUUAUUGUUUGUUUAAAUUUCCUACCUCAUUGGA
Molecule: messenger RNA, 2059 nt
Organism: Scylla paramamosain (green mud crab)
Lineage: Eukaryota; Metazoa; Arthropoda; Malacostraca; Decapoda; Portunidae
Gene: slmo
Product: protein slowmo-like
Exons: 5
Coding region: 129-881 (250 amino acids)
Biological process (GO): phospholipid transport
Cellular component (GO): mitochondrial intermembrane space
Molecular function (GO): phosphatidic acid transfer activity
Source: RefSeq, a predicted model, not a curated record